AUGAAAGCUAACGUGCAUGUUAGAGACUAAAUGUUCCCUAUUUUCUGUGGAUCUGGUUCCCAGAAAGUAAGAUGGCUAUCUGAUGUAGCACUUCAUAGAUAUGAGCACUUCUUCAAUGUAGAUCCUGGUCUUGCAAAAGGUAUGAGAUAUGAAAAUGGCACUUUGAUUGAUAUGGAUAGUAUAAUAUGCGAUAAACUCGAGAAUGAAAUUCAUGUCUGGGUUAUCCUUAAAGAAGAUCUUGCACUCAUGGAAGCAGAGCAAUAAAAAUAAAUUGAAAACCAAAAUAAUUGA
Molecule: messenger RNA, 291 nt
Organism: Stylonychia lemnae
Lineage: Eukaryota; Ciliophora; Spirotrichea; Sporadotrichida; Oxytrichidae
Source: the annotation of a GenBank genome assembly